Molecule: messenger RNA, 1434 nt
Organism: Knipowitschia caucasica
Lineage: Eukaryota; Metazoa; Chordata; Actinopteri; Gobiiformes; Gobiidae
Source: the annotation of a GenBank genome assembly
AUGGGUGAUCGCCCAAACCAGCCCAGGGCCAUGUCGUCUGCAGCCACCACAGCGCCCUCUGUGGACAAAGUGGACGGUUUUUCGCGGAAGUCCGUGCGGAAAGCAAAGCAGAAGCGUUCGCAGAGUUCAUCUCAGUUCAGGUCACAGGGGAAGCCCAUCGAGCUGACGCCACUGCCACUGCUUAAAGACGUACCGGCCCCGGAGCAGCCGGAGCUGUUCCUGAAGAAGCUGCAGCAGUGUUGUACAGUGUUCGACUUCAUGGACACUCUGUCCGACCUGAAGAUGAAGGAAUACAAACGAUCCACUCUCAAUGAGCUGUUGGAGUACGUGUCCGUCAGCCGCGGAUACCUGACCGAGCAGGCCUACCCCGAGGUGGUCAAGAUGGUUUCUCACAACAUUUUCCGAACUCUUCCUCCAAGCGACAGCAACGAGUUCGACCCUGAAGAAGAUGAGCCCACCCUGGAAGCGUCAUGGCCACACCUACAGCUGGUCUAUGAUUUCUUCAUCCGUUUUCUGGAGAGUCAGGAGUUUCAGCCCAGCAUCGCCAAAAAGUACAUAGACCAGAAGUUUGUUCUCCAGCUGUUGGAGUUGUUCGACAGUGAAGACCCACGGGAGAGAGACUACCUGAAAACAGUGUUGCAUAGAAUCUACGGGAAAUUCCUGGGACUGAGGGCUUUUAUACGAAAACAAAUCAACAAUAUUUUUCUACGUUUUGUUUAUGAAACGGAGCACUUCAAUGGAGUGGCAGAGCUGCUGGAGAUCCUGGGCAGUAUAAUAAAUGGCUUCGCUCUCCCGCUCAAAGCUGAACACAAACAGUUUCUCGUCAAAGUGUUGAUUCCACUGCACACAGUGAGGAGCCUGUCCCUCUUCCACGCACAGUUGGCGUAUUGCAUUGUACAGUUCCUAGAGAAAGACCCCACAUUAACAGAGCCGGUGAUUCGAGGGUUACUCAAGUUCUGGCCAAAGACAUGCAGUCAAAAAGAGGUCAUGUACUUGGGGGAACUGGAGGAAAUCCUGGACGUCAUUGAACCUACACAGUUCGUCAAAAUCCAGGAGCCGCUUUUCAAACAGAUAUCCAGAUGUGUGUCCAGCCCACACUUUCAGGUGGCGGAGAGAGCUCUUUACUACUGGAACAACGAGUACAUCAUGAGUUUGAUCGAAGAAAACUCCAGCGUCAUCCUGCCAAUCAUGUUCGCCAGCCUCUACCGCAUCAGCAAGGAGCACUGGAACCCAGCAAUCGUGGCGCUGGUCUACAACGUCCUGAAAGCCUUUAUGGAGAUGAACAGUACUUUAUUUGAUGAACUCACAGCAACCUACAAAUCAGACCGUCAACGUGAGAAGAAGAAGGAGAAGGAGCGCGAAGAGCUGUGGAAGAAACUCGAAGACCUGGAGCUGAAACGCGGCCUUCGAAGCGACGCCAUUAUUCCCACUUAA